AAAAAAUUAUAUCAUAUUUAUAAAUUUAUGUCUAAAUUUUUUGUUGCAUAAUAAUAGCGCAUAGUAGUAUAAAACUGUAUAAAAAAAAGCUGCUUCCAUAUGCAAAAUUAAUACAAAACAUUCAUUUGUUUAAAAUUUAAUAAUUACAGUCAUAUGUAUGAGUGUAAGAAGUGGAAGAUAGGGAUAAGUAUCCUUUUUAAUAUUCACAAUUAGACAAAAAAAAAUAUAUGAAAUGGUUAAAAAAAUGAAAAAAAAUAUAUCUAAUACAAAGAAAACUGCUAAAAGUAUUAGUGAAAAAAAGUAUUGUCAAAAAAAAAAAUUAACAGAUGAUGAAGAUAAACAUAAACCCGCAAUUGUUAAAAAUAAAAAUUUAAAAUUUAAAGAUAAAUCUACAAAAAAUAAAUUAUCUAAAAAAAUUAGACAAAUAUAUAAGAAUAAAGAAAAUCAUAAUUCUAUUAAUUUUUUAAAUUCUGACAUAAUAAAAGUAAUAGAUACUAAAAAUAAAAAAAAUAAAUUAAUCAAAAAAGUUCAAAAGAAAAAAAAACAUGAAAUUGAUGACAAAAAACAAAAAAAUCUUGAGGACAAAAAUAAAAUUUCUAACCAAAUUGAAAAUAAAAUUAAUAAUAAUAAAUUUAUAAAAAAGACAAAAUCCAAACAUAUACAAUCUGAAAUGAAAGAGCAAAAUAACAAACCAAUAAAAUUAAAUUCAAUGUUACAAAAAAAAAAACUAAAUAAUAAAGUAAUAAAUUUAAGUUCAAUAUUAAAAAAAAAAAUAAAACAAAAUAAGAAUAAAUUUUCAGAUUCUUCAAAAAAAAGUAAUUCUGAAAUAUCUCCUAAGCAACACAAUUUAGAAAAAUUACUUUCUAAAGAUAAUAAACAAGAAGAACGAAAAAAAAGAAAAGUGAAUGAAAAACCACAAUCCUUAAGAGAUAGAAUGAUGACUAAAUUAAAAGCUUCUAGAUUCAGAUAUUUGAAUGAAACACUUUAUAAUAAUGAAAGUUCAGAAUCUAAAAAAUAUUUCAAAAAUGAUCCUGAUGCAUUUAAGGCAUAUCACGAAGGAUAUAAACAGCAAAUCGAACAAUGGCCUUUAAAUCCCCUUGAUGUCAUAAUAUCUUCAAUAAAAAAAAUACCAAAGCAUUAUAUAAUUGCUGAUUUUGGAUGUGGAGAAGCAAGACUUGCUGCUACAGUUCCUCAUAAAGUUCAUUCUUUUGAUUUUAUUUCUUUGAAUAAAAAUGUAACUGUUUGCGAUGUAGCACAUACCCCAUUAUUAACAAGUGGAGUAGAUGUUGUUGUGUUUUGCCUAUCUCUGAUGGGAACCAAUCUUAAAGACUACAUUAUAGAAGCAAAUAGAGUUCUUAAAAAAGAUGGAAUUUUAAAAAUAGCUGAAGUUGAAAGUCGAUUUGAACAUAUAGAAAAUUUUAUAAAAGUAAUAAAUAGUUAUGGUUUCAAAAAUACUUGGAAAGAUUUAUCUCAUAAUUUAUUUUAUUUUUUAGAUUUUAAAAAAGAAAGAGACAUUAAUAAUAAAAAAAAUAAGUUACCUCUUAUAACUUUAAAACCAUGUUUAUAUAAAAAACGUUAGAAAUUAAGUAAUAAUUCAAUAUUCUAAUUUUUAUAUUUUAUU
Apis florea (little honeybee) is the source of this 1621-nucleotide messenger RNA. RefSeq lists its product as uncharacterized. Gene Ontology annotation, cellular component: nucleolus; chromatin silencing complex; rDNA heterochromatin. Gene Ontology annotation, biological process: cellular response to glucose starvation; regulation of transcription by glucose; rDNA heterochromatin formation. The record is from RefSeq and is a predicted model, not a curated record. Gene Ontology annotation, molecular function: methyltransferase activity. NCBI's taxonomy places the organism in Eukaryota, Metazoa, Arthropoda, Insecta, Hymenoptera, Apidae.